This is a messenger RNA of Scomber japonicus (chub mackerel), 3214 nucleotides long. It is a transcript of the gene slc17a5, whose product is annotated as solute carrier family 17 member 5. Gene Ontology annotation, molecular function: transmembrane transporter activity. The record is from RefSeq and is a predicted model, not a curated record. Lineage: Eukaryota; Metazoa; Chordata; Actinopteri; Scombriformes; Scombridae. The transcript is spliced from 11 exons. The coding region runs from base 62 to 1546 and encodes 494 amino acids. Gene Ontology annotation, biological process: transmembrane transport; monoatomic anion transport.
CUUCCGCUGCUGCUUGUUGUUAGCUGUUUUUUCAGUGUGUGAUGCAGUAGAGAGCUGAAAAAUGGAGAGGUACGGGUCGGACACGGAGGGAGAGGAUCAGGAGAGACCGCUGCUACGCCGAGGACACGAAGACAAAGUCCAGAGAGCCCCUGUGUGCUGUUCAUCACGCUAUGGCCUGGCAUUGCUCUCCUCUUAUGGCUUCUUCGUGGUCUAUUCCUUGCGUGUCAACCUUAGUGUGGCUAUGGUGGAAAUGCUAAACUCCACCCACCAAUCCAACGUCAACCACAGCGGCUCAUUAUGUCCGGCCCACCCCAGCCCUGCACGGCCCAAACACAACCACACGGCCAGUCUGUACAACUGGGACUCUGCGACACAGGGCUGGAUCCUGGGCUCGUUCUUCUACGGCUACAUCCUGACCCAGGUCCCUGGGGGCUACCUGGCCGGCCGCUUCGGACCCAAGUGGCUAAUGGGCUUGGGAAUCCUGGGAACUGUGAUUUUUACACUGCUUACUCCUAUAGCUGCUGAUCUGGGGGCGAGCUACCUCAUCGCUGUCAGGGUACUGGAGGGGAUCGGAGAGGGAGUCACAUUUCCUGCAAUGUAUACCAUGUGGGCCGCGUGGGCUCCGCCUAUGGAGAGGAGUCGACUGCUCACCAUUUCCUACAUAGGAGCCCAGCUGGGGACGGUGAUCUCUCUUCCUCUGUCUGGUGAAAUCUGCUUCUACCUGAACUGGACCUACGUCUUCUAUGUAUUUGGUGCCGUUGGUCUGGUGUGGUUUGUCUUGUGGGUCUUUCUUGUGUUCGACAGUCCAAACACUCACCCGCGGAUCUCAGAGCGAGAGAGACUCUACAUCACCAACUCACUGAAGAAUGAGCUGUCCACCUCAUCAGGCUACAUCCCCUGGCGAUCAAUAGUGACAUCUGGACCGCUGUGGGCCAUCGUUGUUGCUCAUUUCUCAUACAACUGGACCUUCUACACCCUCCUCACCCUGCUGCCAACCUAUAUGAACAACAUACUGGGCUUCAGCAUUCAGCAGAACGGUAUGCUCUCAGCUCUUCCUUACUUGGGCUGCGCUGUGAUGGCCGUGGUGAGUGGUCAGGUUGCUGAUUACCUGCGGGAAACCUGCAACUACCCCACCGUCAUUGUCAGGAAGGUCUUCUCCGUCAUUGGUAUGAUCGGGCCGGCGGUGUUCCUGGUGGCAGCAGGAUACACAGGCUGUGACUACACCUUGGCUGUGACCUUCCUCACCAUCUCCUCAGCUCUGGGCGGAGUGUCUGCCUCUGGCUUCAACAUCAACCACCUUGACAUCGCUCCUUCGUAUGCUGGUAUUCUGCUGGGUAUCACCAACACCUUUGCCACCAUUCCUGGCAUGGUGGGACCAGUUAUUGCGAGAGCCCUCACCACAAAUAACACCAUAGAAGAGUGGCAAACUGUCUUCUACAUCGCUGCUGGCAUCAACCUGUUUGGAGCAUUUGUUUACACCCUGUUUGGCCGAGGAAAUGUGCAGCCUUGGGCUGUCCACACACCCCACUCCGCUCACGGAGACUGACACGGAGGACGAGUACCGGGCUCAUCCACUUGACACGUCUGAAUCAUGAAAUGGAAAAGUCUCAAACAAUGGGUAAUUUCAGCUAGAGAUGUGUUCCAGAUGUGUUGAUACAGCUAACUAACUGAGUUACAGCCGUAAUACCUUCAAAGAUGUUCUUUACUGUGACUGUGGGUACCCAACAGUCUAAAGACCAAUGAGUCCACAGCCACAGCAAUGAAUAAACCAAAUUGCAGUUUUAAUGAAGCAGAGGCAGAUGUGCUUUUGAGGCAAUUAAGCAGAGCAAAACAACCACAAUAUGUAUCUCAAAAAGGUAUCAGAGGAAGCCAAAGUUAGCUUGUUGAUUGUUAAGCAUCAUGAAUACCGUUGUAAAUAAGCUGUGACAGAAAAAUCUCCCAAUUUAGUUCCUUUUUUAAAUUUUAGUUCUGGUUUGCUAGUUAGCAAACUGGCUAGGCUCUACCGUCAGUUCUGCCCCCAAAGCACUUCUGCUUCAAGGUUUUUUUUUAACCCACUGUAAACACUUUUGAGUUUUAUUGCCAUAGUAGAAGUCUACACUCUUAAGACUGGUGUUUUUAGUGUAUGUAACGUUUGGGAUGACACAAAAUUCAAAACUAAGUGCCAGUAAUUGUUGAUUUCAAGUGCCCCCCCCCCCCCCCAAAAGCCAUCCCAAACUACACACGCACGUCAACGGCUUUCUUGAGAGAACACCAUGACUACGCAACUUCUUUAGGAAACGCCUUACAGCAUCCUUGAAAUUAUUGAUGUGUUUGGAAUCACAUGUAGGAGAAAAACUCAUCAUUUAUUUGUAUUUACUUGACAUAUGUUGCAGUUAAGGGAUUUUUUUUUAUGGUUUAUUUUUUAUUUUAAUAUGUAUUGUCUUAACCGAUUACGUCCACCAGGCACAUCUUUUAGUUUAUAUAGCGGUCCUUAUCGGAUCCAAGUAGAAAGCAUGGUUAACAAUGACAUGUUUUCAGUAUGUAACACUAAGAUGUUAAGCUAUUGGUGCUGUUGACACCUUUUUAAUGAAGGGAGAGGGGAAAAAAAGUGCAUUAAAGAUGUUCCUGGUGGACACAGUUACUGACUUAACAAGAUUUGCACUCUGUGUGUCAAUUCUCAGGUAUCUUAAGUGACAGAAGGAUUGAAAAAAGGAAAUAUGUUUACUUUUUACAGACGUAUUGAUCUACCGCAUUGAGGUUUGUGUCCUCAAUUUUUAAAGUAUAAACUAAGAAUUCAUUUUAAAAUGAACUCAGACAAUGGUAAUCUGAACAUAUGUGAAAGUCACAAGAGUAUUAUACUGUAUGCAUCCUUUUCCUUUAUAUAUUAUGACAAUAGGAAGGUCAAUCAAAAGUAAGCCCCAAAGGGAAACUCUGAGGUGUCAUUUCUGUCAACAAGUAGCACCAUUAUGCCACAUUAUGAUGUAUUCUACUUGUGCCUUAUUACAUUAACCUAAACGGGGUUAGACCAUUCACGACUGUAGACUCUCAUAUCAUUUGGUUUUGUUUUUUUUCAAUAAAUCUUAUUUCAGUUUUAUGUUAGCCCCCGCCACACGCACAGAAAUUAAAGGGACUUAUGUUUCAUACAUAUACUGUACUAAAAGGGUAAUCAUUGUAAAAACAUUCCAGAAAAAUGUCUCAAAUCACUUGUCAUGUACUGUAAAUAAAUCAUAUGCAA